AUGCCAACAGUCAUGGGCCUAACAACCGACUCCUCCUCCAAAACCACCACCACGCUGGGCAACGCCGACCUCAAAAAGCCCAACGGCGGGUCCCGCCUCGACACCAUUUCCAAGCGUAACCACCACGCCGCCAAGGAAAUCGAGACGCUUUUCUGGCGCUGCUUAUGCGACGACCCUUCCGCCGCACCCGAAUACAUGGCUGAGGAUUGCAUCCUGAUCAACCCUUUACUCAGUUCUCACCCGCACACCACGCCCCUGUCGAAGGACAGCGAGCCGAGCUUGCUGGAUGUUUUUGAAAAGGCGGAGCCCUGGGCCGGGUUCAGGUUCCAUGGAGAUCCCCUGGUGGUGGAAAUUGAUUUGAUGGCUGUUGCGCUGGUUUAUAAAGUUUCACUGUAUACGAUGGAUAAGAAAGGGAAGGGAACGAGGGAGGUGGUGGCGAGUGUUAGUUCGAGUUGGAGGCAGACUGCGGGAGCGGAUUGGGUGUUGGUUGCGCAUCAUUGUCAGUACGUUGAUGAUGAGUAA
This is a messenger RNA of Sordaria macrospora k-hell, 522 nucleotides long. RefSeq lists its product as uncharacterized. Lineage: Eukaryota; Fungi; Ascomycota; Sordariomycetes; Sordariales; Sordariaceae. The record is from RefSeq and is a predicted model, not a curated record.